AUGUCAAAUUUAGCAACAAAUAAUACAAAUCAUAGAUUGAAAUCAGAUGAAAUAUCAGAAGGAUUAGGAGAAAUAAAUCAUACAUCAGCACUUCCAGUUGAUUUUGGAAAAUUAUACAAUCAAUUCGAUUAUAGUGAUAUUGAAUUAAUUAUCGAAUCUGAACGUUUUUAUGCUCAUCGUGCUAUACUUGCUGUUCGUUCCGAAUACUUCCGAGCAUUACUUUACGGUGGUUUACGUGAAUCACAAUAUGAUAGUCGUACAAUAGAAAUUAAAGAAUGUAAAGCAGCUGCAUUUAAAAUUCUUUUACAUUAUAUUUAUACGGGACAAAUUAGUUUAACUAAAGAAAAUGAAGAUAUUUUACUUGAUUUACUUGGUCUUGUACAUCAAUAUGGAUUUGAACAACUUGAAAAUAGUUUAUCAAUAUAUAUACAAUCAAUUUUAUCAUUAAAUAAUGUUUGUAUUAUAUAUGAUACAGCUUGUCUUUAUAAAUUAAAUAAUCUUCGAGAACAUUGUGCCCUAUUUAUUGAUAAUCAUGCAAAAGAAAUAAUUAAAACAAAUGAAUUUUUUGCAUUAUCAUCUGAAGCAUUCUCAUCUAUUAUUGCCCGUGAUUCAUUUUACUGUGCUGAAAUCGAUAUAUUUUAUGCUGUUAAAAAUUGGCAUGAUUAUUAUUAUAUGAAUCAAAAAGAUCAAUGGAAACCAUUUGAUAAUAUUGUAUCAAAUGUACGAUUAACAUUAAUGUCAAUGAGUGAAUUAUUAAAAAUUGUACGUUAUUCAAAUUUAUUUGAUCUUAAUCGUAUUGUGGAUGCUAUUGAUAUAAUUCAUACUGAAACAAAUUCAUCGAUUGAUAUUAAUAAUAAAUAUAAUUAUAGAAAUUAUCGAGGACGAUUAAGAUUAAAUGAAAAUAUAGCUACAAAAGCAUAUGAUGCUCAAGUGAUUGAAGGUAAAUAA
Messenger RNA from Rotaria sp. Silwood2, 948 nucleotides. The record is from the annotation of a GenBank genome assembly. Lineage: Eukaryota; Metazoa; Rotifera; Eurotatoria; Philodinida; Philodinidae.